AGGAACAGCGGUCAAGACAGAGCUUCUUAUCUGUCUUCUUCACACACGAUUAUUAUUCUUCUUCCCCGAUUAUCUCUGUAGGUUUUUUGUGUUUGGACUGCCGGGCUGCGUUUUGUUUCGAACUGCUUUCCCUGAAAACGAAGCAGCUCUUUUUUUUCUUCCUUGCGUGUUCUUCAUUGCAGCACAACACGCAUAUCCAAAACAACACAGCGGGACGGCGAGAGGGGGCGCCACUUUGGUGUCUUUAAAUGCCCAACAAGGGAAGCGGUGUGUGUGCUUCGAUUGUGUCCUGUGCAGCGUCACACCUUUCUUCUUUUUCCUUGUUUUUUUUUCAGGUUGGGUUCUUCUGUAUCGCCUCUACAUAAGAUUUACGUUGUGCCGGGUGGUCUGCUUCAUUUAAGGACUGCGUACACGCGUUGAUUCGGUUGUCUCUCUCUCUCUCCCUCUCUGCGUGUGGCUUAUUGUUGUUGCUGCUUUGUCUGCUCUGAAUUCCCCUGUUUUCCUCUUUCCUUUUGGUUUCUGCGCUUCAUCACGUUCGUUUGCCGUUCCCUCUCUCUCUCAAUACAUAUUUCUCCUUUUCUCUUUGGUCUCGCACACCUGCUGCUGCGGUGGCCGUGAAAGAGGAGGCCACUCAAGUGUCAGCGUCAUUGCAACGUUGCCUCUCGUUGUGUUUGUUUUGUGGUCCCCCUCCCGAUUUGGGCCCCGUUUGACGCGGUGAAGAGGCAGAACAAAGAGAAAAGGAAAGGAAAGGAAAGGAAAGGCAGCAUCAGUUGAAGAGGGAAGAGUCGUUGUUAGAUUUGGCUUUCACACCUCAUCCGCUUCCUCGCACGUCACAGUCGUUGGCUUCAGCGGCGCCGGUGCGUGUGCUGCAAUUCCCUCCCCCGCCAUCUCUUCGGUUAGCGCUUGUUUUAUUGUACUGUUUUCUCCUCUGCUUUUCGUUGUGCAGCGCUCAUCAUGCCAACUCGACUGGCGCACAUCACCAACCACUUCUUCGACCUGCCGUCCCAGGAUGCGCAGGUCACCGCCGGUAGCCCGCACCCCGUCGUCGACUUCACCACCGCCUCCAGCUCCCUCUACCAAGCAGCUCUGCUGAGGCGCCACGGUGGCCGCAGCCCGGCCGCCGCCGCCACCACCACCACUGUCCGUCGACGAGGAGGCAGCAGCGGUGUGGGCACCGGCCCCAACCCGUAUGGCCAGCCCUCCUCACCGAGUUCGUCCGCUGCGCUCACGCCGCCGCAGUCACCAGCGCUGCCGAUCGACUCGCCCAACUCUUUUUCGCCUAUCUCUCCCGGCUCUCCCAGCGCUAGUGGGAUGGCGGCCACGACGACGUCGACCACCAGGGCAGGAAUGCAGCAACACCCACAUCCACUGGCUGCCGGGGCCGGUGCGGCGUCGCCUCGCGCUGCAACCCGCGCCACGCGCUACCCCGACGGCGGUGACCGCGCACGACGGCACGGCACCCUGUCCUCCCCGCUCUUCCGCGCACCGCUGAACACUGACUUUGAAACGAGCGGAGUGGCGCCGCACGGGUCGAGCUACAACAGCUUCUCACGUACCCUAACCGGCGCUGCCACCUCCCCUUCAGCCGCCGCCCGCGCCGCCGCCGCCUUUCGCAUGACCGGUGGGCCAUCGAGCCGGGUGGGAGGGGCAGCAGCGAAUCUCGGCGGACUGCCAUCCCCGACGCGGCUCGGUGCGGCGAGCUCGUGUGCCGCCGUCGCCGUCCACCCUCCCACCUCCAACACGUCCGUCGAGACGCCCUCCGCCUACCCGGUGUGCGACCCAACGGCAUCGCAGUACACGGAGGCGGACGCGGAGUUGCUCCUGCACCCCCUUCUUCAUUACGUGCAGGACGAAAACACGCUGCGCUUUCAUGCCGCUGCCUUGCGCCGUCGCCGCAAGGAAGCGGUCACCUUUGCGGUGGACGCCCUCGAACACCCGUCCUGCGGUCACGCAUGUGUGUCGUCGCUCACGCAGCAUCAGGUGACGCUGCAACACGACUACGUCCUGCACGCCCGCGGCAGCAGACUUAUUGCAUCCAUUCGGCAACGCAGCUCCAGAAGCCCUGUCAUGGCUGCUUUGGCCGGCCACACAAGAGACGGACAACCUCGCGGACGUGUCGGGGGUGGUGCGGGCGAGGAGAAUCCUUCUGCUGGGACAGACAAGAGUAAUCGACUGCACGCCGACCUCCGACCAGCCGGGCCGCGGUCCCGCGUGUUUGGCAACCGCGACGGUGCGACCCUCCCACGGCCGCACGGCGCCAGUCCGGCCGACUCCCUCACCUCCGCACCCGGCGCCGCGGCGUCGCUCUACCUGCUAGAGAUGACGGGACAACUCAGUGGUGAGAGCGGAGAGCAGCUGAGCGAGGCGGCGGCUGCAACAGCCGGCGGCCCCAGCGCAGAGGCGGUCAGCUCCAGAGCAGACGGCAACCACAACACCGCUUUUGCGUCCUCCCCGACGCUGUCCUCACGUAACGGGCGGCGUCGCCGGUCGAGCUCGCGUCUGCCGCCGGCGUCGUCCCACAGCACGAUGCCCCCGCCAGCGGACAGCGGCGAUGCGGACACGCCCAUCUCGCGCGGCAAGCGACCGGCAUCUUCGCCACCGGAGCAGGGCAGCGAGGGUGGGACGGUGGCAGACGAGGGGGAAAUAGCUUUACUGUUGACGCAUAACGUGUUUGCUAACUUCCGCACCCUGCCGCUGCACUUCGCCCACCGCUCGUACGAGUUGCUACCCGCGCGGUACCGGGCAGGGCUCGACGCUAUCUCCGCCGAGGUUCUCUUGCAGCAGCAGCAGAUGCAGCGCAACGGUGGUGUCGUUGCCGGGCUGGACGGCGGUGGCGGCAGCAGCCCCAAUGACACCGGGGGCGGCGGCUGUGGAGGCGCGGGUGCCAUCAACAGCAGCACGAACACCGGCAAUCACGGUGGGAGCGUUGGUGGUCGUGGACCGGGCAGCCAGGGCCGACGCGCCGAUGCCAGUGCAGCAACUGCGGCGGCAGCGGUUUUGAGCGGUGGUGACGGCACCACGGCGGGCUACGACGGCAUUUCCUACAUCGGCGUGAGUUACCUGGCGGCAAACGGCGACCUCUUUGCGGGCCCCGGCGUGCCCGGCACACGCGCCAACAGCACCGCCCCCUCGCCGCACCCCAGCACCGGCCCACGGGUGGGUGCGUUCGGUGAGUCGGGCAUGUGGCCGGGGGUGCGCGGUGAUCUGUCGGCGUCGCCGCUGCCGCCGUCCCGGGCAAUGGCGGAACGCGGCGGCGGUGCUGGUGCCGGUGUGCACGCCAACGCGAUGGACGAUGACGCAGCGAGCUCGACGGCGAACGCGCAGGCCAGCUCAUCCCUCGGGCCCGUCGCAGGAUCGCCCUUGGCCCCGUCGCUUAGCACCUCGGUCGCUGGCGGUGGUGGUGGUGCGGUACCAGGCACGCUGACGACGAGUCCAAACACCGCCAACGCCGGCAACAGCACCAACGGCGGAGGCGGCUCCUCGAUGCUGCAUCACAUGCAUCACACUAUUCAGUCGUUCAUCGCACGCGGCGAGCGGGAGGUGGCGCUGCACUACAUCAUCGCCAUUGCCCCGUACCGCUUCCCGUACCUCAGCAACAGUGACCGCGUCCUCGCCCUCUUUAAUCAAAUUCGCUUCUUUUUUCCGUCUCCGCGCUUCUCCACGGUGUUGAUGGCGAUGGAGGCGUGGCGCUCGCUCUACCGCCCCAGCGUUGGCGCCAGCGCGUCGGACUACGCCCAUAUGGCGCAGGAGCUGCUGACGCUAAUCGAGACCUACCUCUGCCACGGCCGCACCUAUGCCGAGUACGUCUCUGGGCUGUUGAUGCUGCGUGUGGUGCUGAGCCUCGCGAUGGAGAACUCAAGCCUAGGUAGUCGGAAUUCUACCGUGAUGCUGCAGCACCGGGCGCUCGUGCGGGAGCGACUGCCGACCCUGCUUCUGGCGGUGUGGGUGACGCUGAUGGACUACUACACCAUCGAUGACCUUCCGCAGCCGCCGCGACGCGCACUGCGCGAUUUGGCGGCGAGUGCGAUGCAGGACGCGCUUGCCGUUGCCUUGGAGUUGCAGAUGGUCGUACCUGUGCAGAACGUGGUGGCGAGUGCGGUGAACCUGCUUUUCAACGGCCCGCACACCCCCACACCUGCCGUACCAGCGGUGAGGAACGACACGACGGGGGCUGCCGUCGUCAGCCGCCAUGAGGUCCCUCCUACCCAUUUCAAUGAGAUGCAGCCGCAGCACGGACAGCGUCGGCGCGGCCAGUCACCGCCGUUGGCGGAAGGCAGCAGUAUCAGCAGCAGCAGCAACACCAGUGUCGGCCCCGCUGUAGCGGCCACGACGGCAAGCAGCGAACGGAGUCUGAUGCCUGUCCUGCUGAACGUUGCGGAUCGUCCGCACAUCGCCCAUGCCGAGACGGCUACGAUGGGACCGAGAAGUACCACCGCAACCGCGCCUGGGCGCAGUCCCGCGCCGUCUCCGCCACCUCCGCUGCACACAGCAGCGGCAACGGCAACUGUCACGACGAGUGAGUCACCGGCGCCCACCGCGUCUGCGCCAUCUUCGCACGGGACGCUCACCAGGUCGGUGUGGCGCUCGCUGAAGCGCGCGGCGCGACGUGUCGUCUCUGCUGCGUUGUCUACGUCCACCUCUGCGGCAGGACACCCUCGGGAGGGAGCAGAAAGUGCGGCGGCGGCGGACGCCACCACUCGCGUACUGAAUAGAGGACUUGUUGUGACCGUUGCAGGUCCGCAGACGUCAUCCGCCGCCGUGGCAGCAGCAGCGACAACGUCGACCGCGACAGUACACAUAGCGGACCCCACACGGCGCCUCUCCCCGGCGCACCCAUCCCCGCCGUUGCUGAUUGAUGUGCCGGACGAUAUGCUGCUGGACAUGAACACGGACCAGGCAGUCGAGCUGCUUGCCACGCCGUCCACGCACGGCUGGGGCAUCGGCUCACUGAACAACGGCGCGCUAGGUUUCUCUUCCCCCCAGCUUUUCCACCCGUGCGUCACCUUCACGCCGGAUGUGCUGGGCUCGGCGAUGAUGGCGGCUACGCGACGAGACGAGAUGCCGCACAGCCCUAUCCUGCCCACCGCACCGAGCACCUCCGCCACCUUCCACAUGCUGUGGCAGCCGACCAUUCCGUCUUCGUUCCGGCUCUCACCGGCGCAGCGACAGAAGAAGGGUGGCUUCGUUGGGCCGAGCAUGUCGACCGAGCGGAGCGCGUCGUCGAGCUGGGCAGACGCGUUCUGGGGCUCCGUGUUGCCGGACGGCGGCGUGAACCGCGACGCCUUGUGGACGAUGCCGCUCGCGCUGGGCCUUCGCGCGGCGGGGCGCCCCCUGACGCUAGAGUCCACCGUGGCCGCUGCGUGUCUUACUAUCGGUGCCUUCUUGUGUGCGUGGCGCCUCGCUGGGCACGAUGACGAGGCGGAAGAGGGAGAAGAGACCGAGGAAGGCACGAGUGCUUCGGCUGCUGCUGCUGCGCGCACCAAAGCGAAGGCAUCGGCGUACGACGCCCUCGUUCCUCAGGUCCCCCCGCCUCCGCCUCCGACCACCACCUCUACCACCGCCGCAGCUCCGGCAAACUCACCAACGGCAGCUCCGGGUGUACGCCGGGGAAGCUGUGAGCUGAGCCGCACCGCGGCGUCCUCCAUGCUGACGUACUGCGGGACGUCCAUCACCUCCUCUCCCGGCUGCCGCCUUGCGCAGGACGUACGGCUGCUGCUUCCGCUGGUAACCGAAGAGCAGGUCCGUGCGGUGGUGACGGGUGUUGCACUGGGCAACGGUGAUGCGAGCGCACAGCCGGUGUCGCCGACGUCGGUGAGCGAGUCAACACGGAUGACGUGGGACGAGGCGGCGGUAGGGCGGCCGAGCGUGAGCGCCUCUAUGCUUUCCGUGACCCUGGCAGCCAUGACGAGCCUGAAGCCGACGGCGGUGCCGCACUACGACCGGUCGGAUACGGCACAGGAGACGGAUCCGGAGUGGCAGAGUCUUUCGGCAGCAGCACGAAACAUGUUUUUGCCGCCCAUCGUGGACGUGGAGGCGACGGCAUCCGUCACGGCAGUCGGCGACGACGGCACCACUCGAGCGCUCGCAGGAGUGAAGGUCUGCAAGCACGAUCGCCCAAACUCGGCUUCGGCGUCACCGUUGCCGGAGGAGACGUCCGCGUCGGCGGCGGAAGGCAAUCGACCCGUGGCCGUUACAUCCCUGAACCUCCUUGAUGCGCCGGAAUCUGUUGUGACGGCGGUGGCAACAAAGCAGUACACCCACUCGCGCUUCUCGUCGACCGCCUCGACCCACGUACCGUCGCUUCGGCAGACUUCUGUGCCGCUCCCUGGCACCACCGCCAACGUCGACGGUGCGCGACGACACGUCGACUUCCGUCCUCCGACGGCGGAACCGGCCAAGACGGCAGCAAGCAUGCGAACCGGCUCACCAGCGCGUAGCCGUGCCGCUGCGGACACCACGACGACGACCACCGCACCUCCACUUUUCUUUUUUCUUCCGAGCUGGACCGUCGCACGGCUGAUGGACCGCUGUCUGCAUCCUACGUGGGACACAGACGCGCCAUCGGAGGCGCCCUCGCAGGUGGAGGUGAUGGAUGGUAACGAGGCCGGCAACGCCGCCUCGCCCACCGCCAGCAACAGCGGCUCUGCCAACGUCGGUGCGCCUCUCACGGUGAGCGUUGAAGCGGAAUUGAUGCUGACGAGCCUUGUUCCGCUCCUUUCGCAGUACUACGCUGCGAGUUUCUCGGAGACGCAGCUGAUGGCCGCCACGCAGCUGCUCGUGAAUCGUGCCGUGAAGGUGAUGCGGACGAUCUCGCAAGCCACGCACCGCAGCACCGACGACGCGACGGUGGCGGAGAAGCUGUUCGGUGUCGCGUCUGCGCCGACAACGCAGCAGACCGCCGCUGCUGCGUUCGUGGACGGGCGACAGGCGGGUGCGAAUGCUGGCGGCACCACCACCACCACGUCGCGGCAGCAUUCCGUCGUGGAUCCGGGCUCUCUGCUGCCGUCAUGUGCCGUCAACUUGUGCCACGACUCGGCCGUGCUGGACGGGACGGAGCUGCUGAACGCGGUACUCUUCAUCGGCACCGUCGCCGAACCCUAUCCCGCCCUGUUCGAGACCAUCGUGAGCCAUAAGCUUUACCCGCUGCUGCACCACGCGAUGCGUCUGAUGGCCUUUGAGGAGGAGCCGCAGUUUUGGCUCCCCACCCCCUUCCCCUCCACCGCUGCGUGGACGGCAUCAUCAUCGCCGCCGCCGCCGUUGACCACCGCCGCUGUCGGCCCUGCAGGUGCGGCCGCCAACGUCACGGCCCACCCCCAGUGGAUGAUGCUUACGGCCGCCCGCAGCAUGUUUCAACGCAUUUCCAUGCCCGCGCUGGUCAUCCUUGCACACAACAUGCCAUCGCUGGCCUGCGCACGGCAGUGUGCGCCGUUGGUGGACCGCCUGGUGCAGGUCGGCCUGCGGCAGCCGUUUUGCAUCGCGAGUGUGACGACGGCGUCGUCGAUCUGCGCUGUCUUUCCUUCGAUGGCGCGCAUCUGCCAAGCAGAGGUGGCGCGGUCCAUGUCGGUGGUGCUGUCGACGGCGGACGACGUGGGGGAAGGGGAAGACCGGCAUGGACCGCAGGGCAGCGCGGUGGGUAGCAAUACAGCGAUGCCGCGGCACCGACGGGCGACGGGCGCCCCGGCGGCACCGCCGCCGCAGCCAUUGCGGCCAAAAGCCGCUGCAGGGGGCGACGAGGCAAAGCAGCGCCGCGGUGCCGCAGCCGCCACCACCGGAGGAAAUCGCCUCUCUGGGCAGCUAACACCGGUGCUGGCGACCAUCGCAGCAACUGCUGCUGCUGCGGCAACAGUGAGGCCGGAUGUGCGGCCCGCUCAUGCCACCACAACCGCUACGGCCGGCAGUUCUUUUGUGCCGCCUUCCUCGCCAACGCACCUGCAGCGGCAACGGCGGCCCUCAGCGGUGUCCCUUUGCACCGCCCAGCGCCGCCGUGCCGCGCAGGUGCGCCUGCUCAAACACCGCAUUUUCCGCUCCAUCAGCUUCUUCCCCAGCUCUUGGGAGGGCACAACGCUCUUCUUUUUGGAGUUCUGCUUGCCCUACCUGCGCCACCCCGACGCCCAGCUGCGGCUGGCGUGUGUGCAGGCUUGCACCAGCUGGCCGCUGUCAGACUGCUGGCACUCGGUGGAGCGGACGAUGCUGCAGCUGUCCGGCUCGCCGCACAUGCCUGCCACAAUGGGCAGCGCAGCAGCGGCGGCGGCGGCGGACGGCGGCGGCACCUCCACAAGUACCACAUUCAUGUCCUUUUCCUCUCAGCUCCCCAUCGGAGGUGCGGGUGGGGGCGUCAGUGCCGUUAUGGCAUACCCCAACUCACCUAUCUCGAGCGCCUCUUUUCUUUCUGGGAUGCUGAACACGUCCCUGCAUGGUGGGAGUGGCGGCGUACGCCGGGCGACGGUGAGCGCGGCGGUCACGCGUGUGCCGUUGCGCGACGCCCGCAGUGAAGGCAGCGACCUUGGCCACGCCGACUCGGCGAGUUCACCGUGUUACGUGUCCUUCGCGAACGCCGCCGUCGCCACCACUGCCUCUGCCUUUCCUGCCGGCCCCCUCUCCGCUGUGCGUGGGGCGGUGACGGCGGCGUCGGCUGGCGGUGGUGGAGGGGUGGCGAAGCAACGGCAGACUUUGACAACCGCGGCAACCAUUGCGAGAAGCGGCGCGGGGCUUCCAAUGCGCGACAGCAGCGGCCUGCUCGGGGCGAACAGCACUGCGGGCAACGCCGCCGCUGUUAUGGUGGGCCCGACUCGAACCACCGCCUCUGCAACCCUGCUGGUGGACGAUGGCAUGCGGGUCUUUCAUGCCGCGUCGCCGGCAAACAGCACACCGGUGGGCACGCUGCACACAGUGCAGCACCACGGACGCACGCACAUCAACGCCCUUCGCGAGAUCGUGCAUCAUCUGGUCGAGGUCGCCGUGUGUGAUCCGGAGCCGCUGAUCCGACGGUGCGCGCUAGAGAGCCUGACCCCGGAAACGUACCAGUUACUGUACCCCCACGAGACCGUGCUGCACCAGCUUUUUAUUGUGUUGUGGGACAGCUACUUGCCGAAUCGUGUGAAGGCGGCGCAGCUGUUGUGCGCACUAGCCCCGCUAAACCCGCCGUUCAUCUACCCCCGUCUGCGCGAAGUGAUGGUGCGCUACAUUGCCGACAUGACCAGUAGCGUGACAAGUCUCAGUCAGCGUGACGGUGGCAGACAAAGACGCAGCGGCGAGACCGCCAGCUCGGCAGCCGCGGCGGCCGUCGGCAUCUACUGCAUGCCGUGCAGGAUGGUGCCCGAGGACUCGCUGUACGUGCUGUCGCACAUCGCCUCCCGACUAAAGCAGUCGACCCCGCUCUAUCUCUCGCAACUGCUUUCGAUUGUGUACUCCGUGCUGCGCUGCGCGUCGUCGGGGCGGGGGUCGGUGCUGCAGGCGAUGCACCUCCUCAUUUUCCUGCGCGACGACUGCACCCAGGAUCAGUCCGCUCUCUUCGACCCGUUCGUGGACCUCAUCGCGGAUCAACUCGCGGACGGCGAGGGCGACACCCCGCGUGUGCUGGCGGCUGUCGCUGCCCUGCAGACCCUCCUGCAGUCCGCCGAGCUGUCACAGUGCUCGCCGCAGUCACUGCCGGUGUUGGUGGAGUGUCUGCACUCCCUGCUGUACCGCAAGCCGUCCGUCGGAACGGACUUCUCGAUGGCGGUGUUGCAGCUGCUGGGCACCAUCAGCAACAUCGAGCCGUGGCAGCCGGAGAUGCCACCGCGGGCACCGGCGCUGCUGCGUCGUCCGCAGAACCGCUACGCCAUCCCACCGCUGUCGUCGUUGGCAGGCGUGUUCGGUAAGCCCAGCGCAAUGCGCUCCUUUUGGCCGGCGGGGGUUGAGCUGGCGGACAACGCACACCAAGCGUUGGGGCAGCUGCAGAAGGUCGACCGCUUUAUGCCGUUUACGGCGAUGGUGUGGCCGGAUACGGUGCUGCGGGCCCUCAUGCGCACCGCCUCCGGCUACGUGAACGGCACCAUGAGUCUCACCCAGGAUGGCCUGGGCGAGUGCUUGCUGGCGAUCAUGAACAUCCUCACCAACACGAUGGCCGUGCGCCACCUCGACCUCUACCUUCCCGGUGUACUGACACUCGUCAUUGACCUGCUCGAGCGAAAGGACGCGCGCCCACUGCGGAGCCGCGCGCCGCCGUCGCCCUUCUUCAUGACGCCGAAGAACGACAGACGAGGCACUAUGAAGAAGGAGGACGCCUCCAGCGAAAAGGCGAAGAGUUCGUCCAUCGCAGCGCAGGCUGGCGCAGGCGGCGACGACGGCGUCCGCGGACGCAUGCACGGCACCCUGAGCGAAAACCUGUGGCUGCUGUUUUUGCGGAGCCUCUUCGAUCUCGUGUUAAUGGCCGGCCGUCGUAUCGCGCCCAUGUACCCCCUGCUGAACGUCUUUCUGCACCGCAGCUGGCAGCAGACCACCUUGCGAGGCAUGGUGCAGUGCUGUGAGGUGCUGGAUGCGCUGUGCUGGUCGGUGCCGGACCUGCUGCGCGUGGACUGCGAUACCUGGAUUACAAAGCUGCUCUCCGCCCUCAUGCACCACGACGCCUUUGUGCUGACCCACCGCCGCGCUCACGAGACACCUACGUCGACGCCGACGACCACCGCUGCUGCCGCUGCGACUGCCGGGACGACGAAGCAGACGCGGAGCACCAUGGUGACCACCUAUCCCGCACUUUCCAACGAGGCGGAGCGCCAGGCGGCGGUCACCGGCGCAGGUGCUGCCGUCGCCUCUACCACCAACACGACCCGUCGUAGUGCUCUGGGUGAGAGUCCAAUGGCACCCCCGCUCGACAACACGAGCAGCGCAGCGGGAGGGGCGUUUCCACGCAUUUCUGUCACGCCUUUUGCCUCCACCGACGAACCGAGUCCGACCGCCGCCGCCGCUGCUGCUGCUACGUCUGGCGGUGCCGCGCAGAGUCGCGCGGACGAGGUGGCAGAGGCAAACUUCGAGGAUCAACUAAAGCUGGUCUACCGUGCGCUGACCGUGUGUCUCACCUCGAUGCAGCCCAUCUCCUCCGGGUUCAUGCGCCGCCUGGUCUGUGUGUGUCUCUCCGACUGCCUCAAGUCGUCGCACGUGCCGCAGAUGACGCCGCGGCGUGCUGCCGGCGCUUCCGUGAAGGCGGCGCAUAUCCGACCACACCCAACCACGCCGGAGGUGGGCGGCGGGGCAAAGGGCUUGGCACCUCACACUGUUCCAGAGACAGCAGACCUGCGCUCUUCGAGCGCUGCUGUUGCUGCUACUGCUGCGACGCCCUUUCCAACGCACGGGAUGUUUGACCUCAUGGCGGACCCGCACGAAGAACUCAUCUCUUUUAUCAACACCUGUGUGUGUGGGCCGCUAAUGGAGUACAUGAUGCACACUGAGCUGGAAACCGUGUCAAUGAAGAUCACGAAGAACGUUCUGGCGCGGUUGGAGUCGCUAAGCAUGGUGCAUGAGGAGGCGCUCCGUCGAGUGAUGCUGACGGCGAGCCUCUCCCCGCAGCAGCGGCAAUUCAGUGCAAAUGUAUAUGGCACGGAGUCAUCCUUCUCAUCAACGGCAGCAACACGCGCCUUUCCACACAUGGAGGCCGCGGCGGCGGCAGAAGAGGCUCGAGACGCGUCGAAGCCGACGCGGGUGGUGCGGGAGGCGUGUCUGCGCGAGGCCCGUGAGCUGCUGUACGCGCAGCGCCUUCGCCAAACAGACGACCCGUCCCUCGGCACCCCGAGCAGCGCGGGCGGUCAGACACCCACUCGCGGCGCGGCUGCUGCUUCAGCAGCGGCGGCGGCGAGCAACAGCCUGAGCGGCAGCACCUCGCCUAGUCCGAUGCCGCUCGGAGCGAGGACGACGAAGGAAGUGUUGUGGUUCAGCAACGCCCCCCUCAGCCGGAUGUGGGUGCAGAGCACCGACCAGACCACCACGGUGCGGCGCUACUUCCCCUUUGACGCCGCGCAGACCUCCUGGGAGACGGAGGGCGAGGUGCACCUGCUUGGCUGCCUCUUUGCCGCGGCCGCCUGGCGCCACCCCUCCUCCACCGUCCCCUUCAUCCCGGUGCUAUACACCUUCGUGGCGCAGCGGUUUGGUGCGGAGAGCUUGGUGAUGUCCUACACGCGGUGUGUCUGCUCUCGGUACUACGAUCUCUGCCUGCCCCUCCUGUCCGCGUCGGACGAAGAGGCGGCGGUGGCGAAUUGGGUCUAUCAGCAGCAACAGCAGCAGCAGCACCGUCACGGGACCAGCGGUGGUGGUGUCAACGGCAGCGCAGGGAACGGCAGCGAUGGCGCCUUCGCCCCUCUGCCCCUCGUUCCAAACCGAGCGACCACAGCGGUGACAGGGGCACGUGCGACGCCGCAGGACACGGACAGCACACGCACCGGCGAUACAGGCUGCGAGGGCGCGACCGACGUCAUUUUGCGGCACCCCAGCGCAGGCCGAGCCGCCUCGCCCGCCUUGAUGGACAACGUGCCCCCCAUCUCCUUCACGAGCCACUUCUUGGUAAACUCGGCCAACACCGCCGCCUUCACUACGUCCUCUACGGGGGGAAGUCGCACCGGUAGCUGGGAGGCGGAGGCGCCGCUGCGCACCGUGAUGACGGCGGAGGGGGAGCUGUCCUCCAUCACGAGUCUGACGCGGGGACGCGUGGCAGCAGCAGCGCCGCCGCCACCACCGUCGUCCGCGUCGUCGCGGCUGCAGACGGGCCGCCGUGAUGUCCCCACCACCGUCGCCGCGACCGCUUUCAACUCCGCCUCCCCGGCCUCGGCGUCUGUCACCUCCGCGGCGACAAAUCACACCAGCACCACCGCCAUUGCGAUGGGUGGGGCGGGGGUGGCGGAGACGCCGGCCUCACACGGGUUUCCCCCCACCGACUGGACGGACACCAACAGCAACAACGGCAGGCGCUCCGCAGAGAUGAACGCGACGGCGCACUUCCCCGACCGCGACGGCGACGGUGACCGAAGCGGGCGGGAGGAGCACCAGCGCCACUGCGCGGCGAACCAAACGUCUGACCGCCCGCGCAGCACGUCUCCUUUCUUUUAUGGGAGCCUUCCCUUGCCUCAGCAGCAGCAGCAGCAGCAGCUCGGUACGGCGGGUGCGAGUACGGCCGCCGCGACCACCGCCAGCACGGACGUCGUCUUUGACUUCUUCCAUUCGCCUUCCACCCACUCCCCACCCAGCACGCGCGACCAGAGCCCGACAGCCGUGACACUGCCCAUCCCUGUGGGCCCCGGCGGCCUCGGCGGUGCAGCGGAGGGCCGGACGGGCGUGACGUCAGGGAGAGGCACUGGCAGCGGUCCCAUUGCCAUCAACGCUUCCUUUUACCCCGGCAGCUUCUUCAGGAGCUCGUUUGGCGACGCCGUGGGGGUCGGCAGUGGUGGUGGCGGUGGCGGUGGCGGCGGCAGCGGGCCGCGGUACCCGAACAGCGCCAGCGCACACAGCGGGGACGGACCCGGCCCGCACCACGCCACGGUUCACGUGGGAAGCGGGGGUGUGGGCGGAAACGAUUCUGUCUUGGUGCGACAAGCAGCGGGGUCGUCGCAGGGCCACCAGCUCCCCUUUCCGGUUGCCUACACGAAUGGAAUGUCUUCUCAGCCGGCCCGGCCACCGUCGAUGUCGGACCUGCCGGCCUCGUUCCCAAUGUCCGCCACAGACAUCAUGACGGCGACCGUGGCGCCGAUGGGAUUUAGUCAGCCGCCCUCCGCGAUGCUCAUGGUGGGUUCGUUUGGUGCCGCCGCGCCGCUGAACCGCCACCGCAGUCUCCUUGCACGCCCCAGCUCUCUCUUCAACGGGACACCGCCUGCCGGGUCUGCCGGCGGAGGCGGCGUCGGUGGCAGCCCUCUUUGGCACCCCCCGCCGAUGGCGGCACCGCCUAGCAGCGAGGACCUGACCUACGCCCCCUACACAUCCGCCGCGGCGGCCGCACUGCCGCACUACACCUCCCCACUGCAGCCCAGCAACACGCGACGGCGGACGUCGCCGCUGCUGCAGCACCCUCCGCUGCCCCACAACCUGCACCGCUCCAUUGCGUCUGCCGCCGGCACGGCUAAUCUGCCACGGAGUGACGAGGCCUCCUCUCUCACGGUUGGCGCGUUUCAUUUGUUACCACCACCACCUCGCCAGCUCACCCCGAUCGCACCUGCGCGGCGCAGCAGCGGCAGCAACCCCGGCACGCCAGUGCAGGGACUGCCAGUGCUUGCGCGUUCCACAGGCGGCUUGUCGCGAGACGCGCAGGGAUACUUGAAGACACCACCGAUUGGCACGCGUUCGAGCGACACGGCGAGUCCGUCACCGCUCUUCGUGCGGUCGACCUCGACGCUGCGGCCCGUGGCGGUCACCGCCGGGGCAGCUGCUGCGGCGGCAGUCCCUACCCUCCUCCUCGAACAGCAGCCACGCGCACCACUGAUGCACCCGGCCACCACCACCGCCACCGCCGGCAACAACCGCGACGACGUUUUCGUCUCGGUGCCCACGGCGGUCAUCUUCCCACCCGAGACUGCCGUCCCGCAGCACCGCAACUCGCUCAUUUUGUUUUUCGAAUCGCACCGGCUGCUGCGGGCGCACGGCUGGCGCAGCUGGUGGGAGCAAUUCUGCCUCUUCAUGGUCGAGUGCAGCCAGGACUACUGUGUGAAGGCCUGCGAGACCUUCGCGCGGAAUCACCACGUCGCCUUCGCCUGCACGGAGCUGCUGCCGCUGGCGCUGCUCUCCACGCUGCCUUCCUGCACCGUGGCGGAGCUGACGGCGUGGCUGCAGGCGCUGCGCACCUUUUACGUCUACCACACCGAUCCAUGCAACUCCGUACCGCAGCAGGUGACGUCCGGCGUGGCGCAGGUGGCGCAUGCGAUCCGGCUGCAUCGCAAUGCCUUCUUCCCUCCAGAAGUGGUGUCGCAGGUGAUCGAUGUGUGGCUGCCGGACGGCGUCGUCGCCGAUCUCGCCCACCACUCCCUCAACCCACCUCUCCGCAUUCUCUACCUGGAGCAGGACCUUGCGCGGGCCUUUUCGUGGAACCGGGCGGCGCUGCUGAUGUCCGCCAUGGACGACGUGACGAGCUCGCUCGAGCGGAAGCUGUUUGUGCAGGAUAGGCGGUUCCAGCGCUGGCUUGGCGCCCUGACAGCGGGAACGGCGAGCGCCACGUACACCACCCCGCCACACGACUCCCCUGUCUACCCACAGGACGUGAGCAGUAACGCGACAACAGAUGCGCUGCGUUUUCCGCGCACGGCGACGUUGGCGUCGUCGUCCUCCUCUCCCUCCUCUUCUUUCAUCGACGCGAUGCCCCCAUCGGCGCUGGAGCUGCUGGGCUUCUACCGGGCUGCGGCGCUGGAGUACGUCCGCGUGUACACGGAGCUUCGGCCAGGAGAGGCGGCGGAGGCAGGACAGCAACAGCACCGGCAGCAGCGACGGGGUUGUGGCGCUGAUGUCACGAUCAGCAGCACGGGAGAGCUUCGCUUCCCACGGGCAGCUACGAGGCGAACUCUAUCGGACGCAAGCAUCAACAACCCAGAGAAGGCGAUCACCGGUGCGAUGCGGUGUUACACCCGCCUGUUUGACUUUGAAGCCGUUCUGCGACUGUGGGACGUGGUGAAGCAGCAGAAGCGCAGCAGGCGGGGGGAAAGACUUGCAGCGGCGAAGGAGAGCGCCGCAGCGGUUUUCGCAGAUGAGCGGAGCGGAGGCAGAGUGGACGACGGGAAUGGAGAGGACGGCGACGUCGCACCACCGGCUGCGGAGACGCCAACGUGGAGCGCAGAGACGGCGCGGUACGUCGCGCUGGCCGCCCAAGCGUUGUCACGGUGGGCGUAUGUAUCCGACACGGCGCGGUUCAUGCAGGCUGAACACUUGUCGAGAUUUUCAGGGACGGCAUCACCCUUGCUGGAGCGCAUCGUGUCUCCCGGACAGUUCUCGUUCGACACCGCGUUGAUGGAGAGCGGCCGCAUGCGGCAUGCGAAGUCGUGGUCCAGUCUGGCAGUGGAUGGGUGGGGUCAUGAGGACGACCCCGCUCACGCGUUCAUGACGGCGAGCAGCACCGAUGCAGCAGCACCGGUGGAACGCAGCGACGUCUCUUUCUCACCCGACGCGGCUGAGGGCUCCCUGAUGGAGCAGCAGCAGCAGGAAAUCUUUCUGGGCGCCGCGCUGGUCGCUGCGCACGACUACGAAGGCGCGAAGCAGGUGCUGAGCGCGGUGCGCAGCGGUCUGCGCGACUCGUACGCGGUCUUUCACACCAGCUGCGUCCGCAUCAAGCUGGAGUGGAACUGCAUCUUCCAACAGCUGUCUGACCUGGAGGAGGGCAUUCACACCCUGGAGCCGGCCGCGGGCUUUCGCGAAGACGGAACGUCCGCCACGACAGCGACCACGACGGCUGCUACGGCUGCUGCUACUGCUGCCGCAGUGGCGGCUGGGUUCUCGAGUGAGUCGGAGACAACGUGCUUUACCUAUUCGGGGCCCGGCUCACCCGUGCUAGACCGCGAGGUACACGGCCGUCUUUACUCUGAAGCCACUAUUCGACGUCUGCGCAGCAUCGUUUGUCGGCCGUUGUCGGCCACCACCAGUCCGCUGCAGCGCUUCAUGAUGAUCGCCGCCCGCAGCGCCAUCGCGCCCAUCAGCUGGCAGCUUGACAGCAUUAUCACGCUGUGUGAGAUGCUCGAGAGAAACGGGCAGCCGAUGCGUGCGGUGCAGACGCUGCACCGGUACUCGCAGCAGGCCACCACCGCCAAUGCGAUGACCAGCGGCGCCGCAGCGGAGUACAAGCAGCAGCUGCACCUGGAAACGCUACGCCGCAUGAUCCACAACCUGCCGCACGAGGCGGAACUGCGAGAGAUGUACGCCUGCGUGCAGACCGCCUUGCGACAAGACCUUUGGCAGUCACGGCGCGCCGCGGCACAGUGGGGUCAGUCGUCGUCGUCCCCUGUUGCUCUCUUUCCUUCCAGCGUGGGUGCGAACCAGGCAUCUACUGAGGAGACAAUGGACCCCUUAUUUGCCGUGAUCAGCGAUGCAAAGCGCGGACGCGGUGCGCUGCUGGAUGCGCUGGAGCUCGGACCGUCCCUCACGAGCUACCAGGUCGACCUGCUACUGCUCAGCGUGGGGUGUCGCCGUCGGCUGGCGCGUGUGCUGCUGCGCGGUGCCCCGUUGGCACAGCGGGCGGCGACCGGUGGUGUGCGCAACCACCGCGGUGACGUCUCCGCCGCCUUCGCGGUUUCCUCUCCAGGUGCGGACGGGUCCUCACAGUGCGUCUCCCUGACGUCCUCCGCGACCCCUGUGCCUUCUCACCUGGUGAGCGUGCACAUCAGCAGCAGCAGCAGCGGCGGCGGCGCACGCAACGACCCCGCUGGACAAGGCCUCGCGGAGAGAGGCGAGGGGGAGGGAGAGGCGCGCGAUGGUUUCGCGACGUACCCCCACUCCCCGAUGAGCUCAUCGAUGGCGCGGCAGCUCAUUGGGUUUCCAACGAGCGCCUCCCCCCCAUCUCCGUCGCUGGAGGCGUCGUCGCCCAACACAGGCUUCACCCUUGUCUCCAACGCCACCCCGCUGCAGGACAAGGAGAUGCCCUCCACCAGUUUCUCCAACAGCAACGCGCACAACAACGCCGUAGCCGCCGCUGCUGCUGCUGCUGCUGCUGGUGCUGGUGCUGCGGAGGGUGCUAGGCGCGGCAGCAGCGGCGCGGACGGCGACGGCGGCAAACAGGUGCCGCGUGGCUUCCGUCAUCAGCCAACACGAUUGUCGGGGACUGGCGAAGGGGCAUUUGCAGCAAGUGCAGCGGCAGCGGCAGCAGCGGCGGAGAAUGGCGACGCUGACGACGAGGAGGGCAAAUCCGCGAUGGAAAGCCUCACCGGCGAGAACGCGCUCUUUGUCGAGUACUACCUGCUGGAGCACGUCGUCACGGUCACGCACUACGUGCCCUCCGUCUGGCGAGAGUUCGGCCUCGUGCUCUUUGACAUCUGCCUCGCCAUUCACUCCGAGUGGAAAGUCACCGCUGACGAGGAGACAAAGCAGAACUUUCUGGCGCAGUCCGCCAAGGCCAUUCACGGGCUGCAGCUCGCGGCGCAGCUGUGGGAGAGCGGGUCGGCCUCCGCGCUGGGUCGCGGUGUGGGGCUCUUCUCUGCCAUGGCACAGCGCCGCCACCGUCACGCACGCAGCGCACUGCCAUCCGCCCACCUCCUCCUCAAGGCCUUGCACCUUGCGAUCACGUGCGAGCUGAUCGUGCAGAACGACGCCCAGGCGUCCGCGGUGCCUGUCGUGGCUGGUGCUGUUGCAGGGUCAGCUGGCGGUCCAAUGAGCACCGCAGCGGCCCGCUCCCCGUCGCCCUCCGUCCGCGCCGAAGGCUCUCUCACCACUGACGAAGAAGACGGCAACGGCGACAACGCUCUCCACCUCCACGCCGGCUUCGCCACCGUCAGCCCGUCCACCGUCUCCGCCUCCCCGUCCAACAGCCAACACACCUUCUUCCCUUACCACGACUCCCCCUUGGCGGGUGAGGAGGAGAAGGUGCCAACGGCAGCCGGUGGUCGACCGCCGCCACCGCCGCCACCGCCGCCACCGCCGACGCAGCCGCAUCGUGGCGGGCAUGGGACACCGCAGUCGACGCCGAAGAAGGCGCAAAGAAAGAACGGUGGUGUUGGUGGUGGUGGUGCCUCCGCUCCCUCUUCAUCCUCCGCACCGCCCACCGCACCCGCAGGGAAGUCCCCCAGCGGCGGCUUUGCGUGCCUCGACUUCUCCGCCGCCUCCUACGCGCAGUGGGCGGCUCUUGCGCCGGUGCUGCUGGCCGCCGCCACCUGUCACCCCACCCUCUACACCGUGCUGCGAGACAUGUGCGUCCGGUCACGGCACUUCUUGCGGCAGCUCGUCUUCAUGCUGAUCGCCAACUUCGAGCACGGCCACGACACGUUGUUCGUCCAGCGCACCGAUCAGGUGAGUCGCGGCCGAGGGUUGGCGGGGACGCGGACAGUGAUGUGGGACGCGCCGUCGCCCGCACACGCGACCGCGAUGCGCAGCUUUUCUGCCGCGGCGCCGCGACGGGCAGACGACACAUCGGCGCUGCACUGUGCGCCUUCCAAGCCUGCCACACACAGCGCACGCGGCAUCUCUGCGGCACCGCGGGAGCGCCAUUUUGGCCGUCGUGUGACGUCCGUGCCGGAUCUGUGGGAGGACGACGCGGGGGAUGUGGAGGUGGUCCGACACGAUGGCCGCAACGGGAGCGGCGACAGCAGCCGCAGCGGCAGCUGCACUGACAGCUCGUCCACGACGACGGGGCCGCCAUCGAUUCCAGAUCCACACCGAGGCAAGGCACCACGUCGCACAGCGCGGACACGAGGAAGCGGGAACCCGGCCGCCACCACAGCGGCGAACACCGCAGACGGGCAAGGCGGGGCGGACACCCCGGCCACCACCGAGGUCGAGUACAACUCCUCCAUCGACGCCGCCUCCUCCUUCGUCUCCUGCGCUUCGGAAGCGGACGACGAGGACAACAAUAGCACGGCCGAUGCGUUUGCCGUUGGCGAGAGCGCGCUGCACACGACAGGGCAGCCUUCGUCCUCCUCCUCUUAUCGGCCACGUCAGCGCGUGCCACGGCGUGCGCGGAGCUGCUUACCGCCACCGCAGCGACAGCAGCAGGCGAGGCCGGAUCGUGCGACCACCCCCGUGCCGCUGCAAGAGACGCUGCCGUCGUUUGACUACUCGCCCAAUGAGGAGCGAGUCGUGCGGUCGCUGCUGUUGGCGGAUGUGGCGGCUGCCAGCCCCGGCCAUCAGCAGCACAUCCACGAAGCCAUGCAGCUACGUGGGUUUGUGCGGCGCGCGUGGGAUGUGGAGGCGACCUACACGUGGCCGCCAGCGUCCGCUCAAGGCCAGCAAGAUGCGGAACCUCCUGCGAGUGCGACGGCGUCACCACAAGAGGUGGCUCCCAACACCGGCACCAACCCCAACCGCAACCGCACAGGAAGCCGACCCAUCGAGGGGGCGUCCUCUCCCAUCCUGGACACGGAUGUGGCAUUCCACGUGCAGGAGACCGACGGCGCGUUGAGGGCGAUGGAGCUGGUGCUGGGAGGGCACUGCCCGCUGCCCGUCCCGCUGUGGUAUCUCUCCAGCGUCUUCGGGAUGGAAGCCGCAAUGGAGGACGAUAGCGCGCCUGUCGGCCCAGCCGCAGCCACAGCAGCCAAGGCAAACCGGAAUGGCAACCACCACCACCACCACCACCACGGAAGCAACAGCGGUGGCGGCAACAGCAAUGCGGAGUUUUCUGCGCGCAAAUCGGGUAAUGGGAGCGCCUUCAAUACGGCGGGCAUCAGCAGCAGCACAACCGGCCUUGCUGCGGGUUCAACUCUUCUGGACAAGGGCGACGGCGCGGGGACUGCAGGCCAUAUCGCACACGACGUGCGCUCUACAGCGCAGGAGGCGUCCGCUUCCCCUCCCCCCACAGCGGCGGCGGCAGCGCUCUUCCCCGAUGUCGCACCGGCGGGGGUCCUCUUUUCUCCCUCCACUGUACCAGGUGUCGUGCACGUGCGCCGCUACCUCGUCCCUCACCCCGCCCCACACCACCGCAAGGAGGAGCUGAUAUUUCUGGUGCUGUCCGAUGGCGCGAUGUGCCGCCUGCGCCACGUUGCCCCUGCCCCGCCGCGGGCGACAGCAGCGGCGGCACCACCGCAGCCCCGCAACGGCGGCAGCAGCGGCGUUCGACAUCCCGUUGCGCCGCACGAGCGUAGCACAACAACCAAGUCGACUGCUACUGCCACGGCGGCGGUUGCCGCGACGACGACGGACGGCGAGGAGGUGCGCUACGUGGUGCCGCACUGCUUGAUGGAACAGGUGGUUUCCAUGGUACUUAGCCACCUCCCUCUCACCAACCUGCAGCGCCCCUUUGUGCUGCCGCUUGGCUUGCAGGAUUACAUGACGCUGCUGCCGGAGCAGACGAGCGGAUCCGUCUUCGGGGCGACGGUGACGGCCGCCGUCAUGCACGCGGGCGACAAGACCAACUGGCAGAACGGCGUCGCCCUCCUCACCGGGGAGUCCUCGGCGGCGCUGAGCUUAACAGCGAGUUUGCUGACACCGUCCUCGGCGUCGUCCUCCGCCCGCGGCACGCCGUCGCUGCACCACUUGAUGGACGACUACGCCGUGCACCUGCGUGUGCGGGAGAUGGCGCAGGCCGCCCACGAUGCCGUGCAACUCUACCCCACCAGCGACUUUGAGGCCACGUACAUCGCGGCGGAGACGGGCCGUGGACCCGGGGCGCAGUCGGAUAACUCGUUUCCGUUCAACUGGGCCUACGGCUACCCAGCCAGCGCGCCGCCGUCGGAGGCUGCGAUGAUCGCCGCCCUCAACUCCACCAAGUAUCACGACGUUGUGCGCCAACGCAAGAUGAAUGAGCUCCGCUACGACCAACUUGUCGCCAUGGCGUACAACAAGGGCAACGUGGAGCAGCUCGUGGCGUACGUGCGGGAGCUGCUGGCGGCGCGUCCGUCACCUCUGCCGUGGCCAGUCGAGACUCCGCCACCGGCGUCGGAGACCAACAGGACGACCACCGCCGCCGCCUCCGCCGGAGGAGGAGGCGGGGAGGUCCCACCGACAAACACGAACCCUCCUCUACAGGACCCGGCAGAGGAUAAUUACGCCCGCCAGCAGCUCUUGUACGCGCAUCUGGCCACCCUACCGCGCACUGAAGCGCAUCUGCGGUGGCUGCUCGGCGCACUCGAGGAGGCCAUGUGCCAGAAGCCGACGACGGCGACUUCAUCGGCGCCGUCGGUGAUGACCGAUGAGCAUCACCACCCCCGCGGAAGCGCCACGGCCACGGCUGCUCCGACGAAUCCACCAGGCAAUCCACGGACAAUAGACGAGGAUCACACGUCAUCUGCCCCGCCCGCUCCACCGCACAUCCUCACCCCGCCGACGUGGCAGGCGUGCGGUCGCGUUCUCUUCCGCGUGGAGAGCAGCCGGUGCAAGUCUGCGCUCGCCGACGCCUUCAGCGCCGACAGCAGCGACGCGUCGCAUUGGCUCGAUGUGCGCCGCAUCUACGCGAAGGAGCUGGCGGAGUGGAGUGUGGUGCAGUACCUCUUCGACAUGUUUGGGCGGGAGUGCGGGGAUGUCAUGGUGAACACCUACGACGGCCACGUCGCCAUGCACGCGAUGGGACGGCACAGCUUGCAGAAGGCAUGGGGUGAUGAUGCUGGCGGGGGCCUUCGGCGGGGGGCGGGUCCCGCCGCGGCUGGUGCGGUCGCCACGCCCUCUGCCACCGCCGGGUCGGCCCCCGCAUCCCCGGCGUCGCCAGCUGCGCGGGAAAGCGAUCCGCUGACUUCCUCCCCGUUCCCAACGCGCGACCCGUCGCUGUUUCGGCUCACCCCGGUGCUGCAGUGUGGCCUGCCGAUGCAAAGCCCCUACGCCCUGUUCCAGUACCGCGCCGCGUCGGUGCUGGGCGAUAUUUACCUGUACGUGCGGGAUCUGGCCGGCAUCGCCACCUACGGCGUGGACCGCGUCAAGGCGUUUGCCUACACCACCGGUCCCACGAGGGUGGAAGCGCUGGCCGGUGACGGCGUCCACGCCGGAAGCCUCUCCGUGUUUCCCGCGUCUGCGCGCCGCACCGCGCUGCCGCCGCACCGUGAAAAAGACCAAAAAGCGGCACCAAAGUUGAUGAUCACCGUGCCACGAAGCCCGCCGCUGACGGCCACGACUCAUGCAUCGCGGCGGCGCGGGAAGAGUCCGGCAGCAUCCCCUCUGCCAGCACCCCCGAGCAAAACCGCAGAGGACAGUCGUCACAACGAUGCGGCGCACCCGUCGCUAGCGCUGGCCACGCCGCCGCUGCACCCGCAGACGAUGAUGGAGCGCGAGGUGCUGCCGGCGAGUCUGCCGAGUUCAUCGUCCGCCACUCCACCGGUAUCGAGAUCGACAACAGCAGCGGUGGCGACGGCAGUAGCGCGGGCCGACGCGCAACAGUAUCCCUGCCCGGCCGCGGCGUCCCACGCGAGUGAUGCGACGGCGCUCUCGCCCUACGAGGCCGAGGUGGAUCCAACGGCGACGUCGCGACCCUUCCUUGUUGAACGGACGACUAUUGCGUCUCACACCGCUGCUGCCAGUGCAGCUUGUGAUGGUGGUGGGGGUGGGGUGAAGGAUGCGAUGCUGGCGGCCAACACAGAGGGGCCCACAUCGGUAUCUGCCGGUAGACAGCGGAACCGUCGCAGCGGGAGCACCGGCGCUGUACCGUUGAGCCGUGACGCCAGCACGCAGCGAGGCGAGCGCAGAUGGAGUAGCGUCUCUCAUCCGCUGUCGGCGUCCGCGGAGGGGGACCAGAGUGGCGUGGACAACGUUCCGCAGCUGCUUCCGCCGCCGCCGCCGUGCUUCGACGCGAGCUCUCUGCGCUUGAAGCUGUCGUACGACAUUCUGUUGGUGCUGCACGCGGACGUGGAGCAGCAGGGGCGGGAGACGAUGCUGAGGUUGCUCAAGACGCAGCGGGAAGCCACGGAGGCGUCGUGGCCGCGUGCGCCGCCGUCAGCGACGCGGGCGGCGAAGGCAGAACGGCGGAGUCGCCACAAGGACGGCGUGUCGCAUGUAAAAGCAGCCGAUGCGGAGGUGGCCGACGGCAGAAGGUCCAGCAGCCACGUCAACGGCAACGACGACCGCUUGGCGUGGUCGUCGUUGUCGUCGUCGAAGUCCUUCUCGCGGACCUCGUCAAACAACACAUCGGCGGCGUCCUCCAACUUGGGCGGGAAGGCAGAGGGCGCCGCUACCCCCGCCCCAGCAGCAACAACAGCGCAGUCAGCGUACGACUUUGUCACCCGGUUAGUGGCGGCGGCGACCGAUGAAGGGAACCUGUUGGGCGUGGAUGACGCGACGCCGCACCUGUGGCGCCGAUGGGCGCCGCACUGGUAG
Molecule: messenger RNA, 23871 nt
Organism: Leptomonas pyrrhocoris
Lineage: Eukaryota; Euglenozoa; Kinetoplastea; Trypanosomatida; Trypanosomatidae
Exons: 1
Coding region: 955-23871 (7638 amino acids)
Source: RefSeq, a predicted model, not a curated record